CUUGCAUCAAGAUGGUAUAUCAAGAAAAACCUGCUUAGUACAGUCCUUGUUUAACCAUCCUCGAACAACACACUCUAUAUUCUUGAUCUCUCUUCUGGUUGGACAAACCGCCUAAUCUUCUCAAAAAAAAAAAAUCAUCCUGUUAGAAUCACCAAAGGGUUGGGUCUAUAUCAAGACUUCACAGACAAAGCAGGAACGUCUUUUUAGCCAGCCACAAAAAUCUGAACCCUUUGUAUGUUCUGUGCCUGAUUUUUUAUUUCAAUUUCGUGACCUUUUCCCCUUUCGUCGGUGCUGUAAAUGAAUGUGUGUGUGUGUUUGUGUGUCUUUUUUUUUUUUCACUCAAUCACCAUCUUUCUUCAUUGAUUAAAACAUGAUGGAUAGCGCUCCUAACUCACCUCCCUCUAAAUCUGAAGAAAAGAGAUUCAACAAAGACGAAGUCACUUCAUUCAUAAAAGAAACCGUUGAAAACACACUAGGAGAUGCUGAAUAUUCCCAUUCCAAAGUUCCUGCUUUGAACAAUACCAUUAUCGAGACCAUCUUGAAGAAAAUGAAGGACGAUAAUAAAAAUUACAAAUAUGUUGUUACAUGUGUUAUUUUACAAAGAACAGGUGCUGGAUUUUAUGCUGGUAGUUCUGUUAUCUGGGAUAAAAAUAAUGAUGACAGCGCAGGUUAUCGACAUGAAACUAAAUCCAUGUAUGCUGUUGUCAAUGUGUUUGGUUUAAGCAUAUAAUGAGUCGGCAUUAUUUAUUUUUUAUAUCAUUAUUCAUAUUAAAAAAUAUUAAAUCCCAUCAACAGUAAUAUCGUUUAAAGCAAUAGGCUUGAUGUUAAAUCCUAAACUUUCAAAUCCCUUUUGAAUGUCUACGUUUUUGGUAGGAGUACUAACCACAACAACAUUACUUGUAUCAGGCUUGAACAUAUUAACAAAGUAUUUGUUCAAUACAUUUUGCAAAGCAUCCAACUUGACAGCCUAAUAAAAGAUA
Molecule: messenger RNA, 980 nt
Organism: Mucor mucedo
Lineage: Eukaryota; Fungi; Mucoromycota; Mucoromycetes; Mucorales; Mucoraceae
Product: Tctex-1
Exons: 6
Coding region: 371-730 (119 amino acids)
Biological process (GO): microtubule-based movement
Cellular component (GO): cytoplasmic dynein complex; cytoplasm
Molecular function (GO): dynein intermediate chain binding
Source: RefSeq, a predicted model, not a curated record